Messenger RNA from Chondrus crispus (carragheen), 1857 nucleotides. RefSeq lists its product as hypothetical. Bases 1 to 1857 code for a protein of 618 amino acids. Gene Ontology annotation, molecular function: nucleic acid binding. Lineage: Eukaryota; Rhodophyta; Florideophyceae; Gigartinales; Gigartinaceae. Gene Ontology annotation, biological process: DNA integration. The transcript is spliced from 3 exons. The record is from RefSeq and is a predicted model, not a curated record.
AUGGAUGACCAAAGCUCUGGAUCGGUCAGAAUCGAGAAGCUGACCGCAUCUAACUUUCACAUCUGGAAGCAGAAAAUCCAGCUACUGCUUGCUCUCCGAGAUGUCGAUCAAUACGUUUUUGAUGAUAUCCCGGAGAAUGCCACCUCAGAUGACCGGAGAAAAUGGAUCCGUGGUGACGCAAAAGCAAAGGCAGUCAUCGGACUCACGCUUUCUGAUGACUACUUGCAACAUGUGCGAGGGUGUAGCAGUGCGAAAGAGACAUGGGAAGCAAUUCUGAAUGUGUUUGAGCGUCAUACUUUGCUCAACAAACUUGCCGCCCGUCGCGACUUCUACACUGUAUCCAUGCUCCCAUCCGAGAAAGUGCUCGUGUUCAUCAAUCGUGUGAAGCAACUUGCUGCCAGAUUGCAGUCAAUGAGUGUUGAGAUUGACGAUAAAGAAAUUGCAAUGGCUGUGUUGAAUGGCUUGCCUCCACGAUUCGAUAACCUGAUUGUUGCUCUUGACGCACUUGGCAAUGAAGAUAAAGUGUUUGGACUCGAGUUUGUGAAGAGUCGUCUGCUGCAAGAAGAACAACGAGAAAGCAUGAAGACCGCUUCUGCUUCAUCACCACAUCCACCUGCACUUGUCAAUCGUAUGCCUAUUCGAUGCGAUAUGAAAUGUACGAAUUGCAAUAGACAUGGGCAUACUGCAGCGCGUUGCUGGGGCAAGGACCCAAGUGCAUUCGUUUCUCGAGAUGACAAUUCUACUGCUGCCUUUGCGGAGAGUGACUUUACUUGCUUGCUUUCGACUUCCACUCCAGACAAGAGGGCUGCAAACGCAAGGUCAUGGCUUGUCGAUUCCGGUUGCAGCGCUCACAUUACGUUUGAUCGCUCUUUGUUCGUUACGUAUGAACAGAUGCAAUCUGGAUCAGUCGAGAUGGGCACGAAGGCUAGAGCUAAUGUCGCUGGUCGCGGCGAGGUAGAAUUCAUGUUGAAUGUGAACGGUAGUCCACAUCCUUGCAAAUUGUCAAACGUUUUGCACGUCCCUGAUUUCGGAUACUCGCUACUGUCUGUUAGCCAAAUCGUUUCAAAGGGCUUGCAAGUGUCAUUUGAAAAUGACAAAUGCAUCGUUACUGCAGGACCAACUGUAGUUGCUACAGCGAGUCAAGUUGGGGAUUUGUACAUACUUGACGUCAUGAAUGAAACCUUUUCUGCUCACGUAGUUACCCUUGUACAAGGAAUCGCAUCAAUGAUUCACAAUAAUGUGGUAAGUGGCAUCAACGUUCGUCAAAGCGAUGUGAUCAGUGCAAUGAAUCCGAAGUCUGACAAUCACUCUCCCAUUUGUCCUGCGUGUGUGUUUGGCAAAGCAACGCGAUCAGUAAUCCCAAAACAGCGAUCAUCGUCUCGAGCACAGAACUGUCUUGACUUGGUACAUUCUGACGUUUGCGGUCCCCUCGAAGUACAGUCCAUUGGUGGUUCGAGAUACUUCAUUACAUUUGUAGAUGAUCACUCGAACUGGUUAGUUGUGUACACGAUGAGAAAUAAAUCUGAGGCGUUUGCAAAAUACAAGUUGUAUGAAAAAUUGGUUCAAACCCACACUGGUCGCAAAGUAAAGGUGCUUCGCACUGAUCGAGGGGGAGAGUACUUGUCGACGGAAUUCAAGUCGCAUUUAGAUUUAAACGGUACGCAGCACCAACUCACAACGGCGUACACCCCUGAACAAAACGGUGUUGCUGAACGUUUAAAUCGAACUUUGAUUGAUCUUGUCCGCUCUAUGCUUUCUCAUAAACAGGUCAGUAAGCGAUUCUGGGCCGAAGCUCUUGCCACUUCGGUAUAUGUACGUAAUCGAGUUACUUCACGCGCUUUGCCCGUUAAUACAUAA